AUCCCACUCCGCUGCCUUCCGCUCGUCCCAUGCGUGCAGCUCUCUCCGCAGCGGCGCGGCACCUCGCCUGGCCGAGCGGACCCCGCCGCAGUGCCGUCCGCUUGGGACCCGGGGUCCCGAGGACCGAGUUCGCGCCCGGCAUCUGCUAAGCGAGUCCCUGCACGGGCCCGCCCUCCCCCAACUCCGGCCGUUCGGGGAUCUGGUUCGGCCCGCCCGCUGCCGGACCCGCGCCGCCCGCACACGCCCGGAGGACGCCGGGGGAACGCCGCGAGCCGCUCGGCCUCCGGCCGGCAGGGGGCGCCCGCACCCGUGCCCGCGCUCGCCGCCGCGCCGCCGCCGCUCCUGCGCAGGACCCGCUUCCCGGCCUCCACUCGCGGCAGCGGCGGCGGCGGCGGCGGCAGGCGGACACGCAGCGGGGCAGGGACGGGGCCGGGCCGCGGACGGAGACGGGGCCAGCCGGGGACCUGGGCCGGGCCGGAGCCGGGGCGCGCAGCCGGGUGGCGGCGGACGUGGGGCCGGGGCCGGGGCGCGGGCGCGGGCCCGGGCGCGCGCAUGGAGAGGCGGGCCGCGGGCGCACAGCCCCGGCGCAGGAAGCAGCCGCCGCGGCCGGCCGACUUCAAGCUGCAGGUCAUCAUCAUCGGCUCGCGUGGCGUGGGCAAGACCAGCCUCAUGGAGCGCUUCACCGACGACACUUUCUGCGAGGCCUGCAAGUCCACCGUGGGUGUUGACUUCAAAAUCAAAACCGUGGAGCUAAGAGGAAAGAAAAUCAGAUUACAGAUCUGGGACACUGCGGGCCAGGAGAGAUUCAACAGCAUCACCUCAGCCUACUACCGAAGCGCCAAGGGCAUCAUCCUCGUGUACGACAUCACCAAGAAGGAGACCUUCGACGACCUGCCCAAGUGGAUGAAGAUGAUCGAUAAGUACGCGUCCGAAGACGCCGAGCUCCUGCUGGUGGGGAACAAGCUGGACUGCGAGAUGGACCGAGAGGUCAGCCGGCAGCAGGGUGAGAAGUUCGCACAGCAGAUAACCGGGAUGCGGUUCUGUGAAGCCAGUGCCAAGGACAACUUCAACGUGGACGAGAUAUUCCUGAAGCUGGUGGACGACAUCCUGAAGAAGAUGCCGCUGGAUGUCCUGCGGAACGAGCUGUCCAACAGCAUCCUCUCGCUGCAGCCCGAGCCCGAGGUCCCACCCGAGCUGCCCCCGCCGCGGCCCCACGUGCGCUGCUGCUGAUCCAGGCGCCACCCCCGCACUACAAUCAAUUUCCACGGUUUCCUCCUGCACUUUGUAAUCUGAGUCAGAGCUACACACUAACUUGUAAAUAUGCAGAUACGCAAUCCUGGGCCAGUCCUGGCCAUCCGUUACCUGUUCCCUCCAAUCCGGUUUCAUUGAUUUCCCCGGCGGCGGCAGCAGUCCAGCCCCAGGGAGCAUAGCACUCCUUCGGAGGGGAGCAGGAAGGGCACGUGAUGCAGCUGUCCUGGUAACCAUGCGGGGAGGCCUGGAAGAUGCUCCGCCGAGAAGAGACUGCGGUGCUUUGCGUACCGUUCUAAAGAACGUGGGUAAAACUGAAGUUUGAGGACAAAGCUGUGUUAAGUGGUUCCCUUCACUGACAAGACCUCGAGCUGCCAUGGGGCCCUGCAGGCCGGGCUGGGAGGGGAGGCGGGCGACGCUCCAGGCUGCAGAGAGCCUCAGAGAUUUGGGAGGCGGUGGCCUCGUUGUGCGGUGCAGCGCUCAGUUCGGCCUGAGGGCUCCUACUCCGCCCUGUGCGCCUGGACUCUACUUGUUUUUUCCUUUGUCCGGUCCUGAGUCGAGGACUCUCUGGUAGACCUUUCAUUAAGCUGCACUGUGCUGUUUAGUCGAGGUGAACAGUUCGUGUCGGGAUGACUUGCCGUGUCUGAGUGUUGUAGGAGGAGAAGCAUCCUGGUCUUUCUACACUAAUGAAGUGCAAAUAAAGUUUUGUAUUUAUGAAUGACAA
Messenger RNA from Cavia porcellus (domestic guinea pig), 1972 nucleotides. RefSeq names its product RAB12, member RAS oncogene family (gene Rab12). Gene Ontology annotation, molecular function: GTPase activity; GTP binding. The record is from RefSeq and is a predicted model, not a curated record. The transcript is spliced from 6 exons. NCBI's taxonomy places the organism in Eukaryota, Metazoa, Chordata, Mammalia, Rodentia, Caviidae. Gene Ontology annotation, biological process: regulation of exocytosis; Rab protein signal transduction; endocytic recycling. Gene Ontology annotation, cellular component: trans-Golgi network transport vesicle; synaptic vesicle; endosome. The annotation marks the transcript as partial.